AUGGCUCAAUUUCAGGUGGGCGCUUCCCGUUGUCCUGCUGGAGCCUUGCCAGGUCGGGGUAACCUCUCCUCCCCCCGGCUCCCACCCACGUGCCAGUGCCCACACAAAACCAGCACCCCUGGGAGUGGGGUGGAGCUGCAGCACAGCGAGCGGAGCUGCCGGCAGGGCCAUGGGAAGACCAGCUCCUACAUCGGCUCCAGCAUCGUGACAGCCGUGAGCUUCACCAAGGGGCUGUGGAUGGAGUGCGCCACAUACAGCACAGGCAUCACCCAGUGCGACAUCUACAGCUCCCUACUCAACCUACCUGCCAACGUCCAGGCGGCCCAAGCCCUGAUGGUGAGCUCCUGUGCCAUCUCCUCCCUUGCCUGCCUCCUCACCGUCAUGGGCAUGAGGUGCACCGUCUUCAGCCAGGGCUCGCCAAGCAAGGACCGGGUGGCGGUAGCAGGCGGCGCGGUCUUCAUCCUCGGGGGGCUGCUCUGCUUCAUCCCAUUGGUGUGGAACAUCCAUGUGGUGCUGCAGGAUUUCCGCAACCCCGUCCUCCCUGACAGCAUGAAGUUUGAGCUCGGGGAGGCGCUUUACCUGGGCAUCAUCUCCUCCCUCCUCUCCCUUGUUGGCGGCUUCAUCCUCUGCACCUCCUGCCCUGCCCGGGACCCAACGGCCACCUACACAAGCACCUACCAGCCCCGGCUGCUGGUGGGCAAGAGCCCCCGGCCCUCUGUCAGCCAGAUGCAGAAGACCAAGAGCGAGCUCAACUCCUACAACCUGACAGGAUAUGUGUAG
Molecule: messenger RNA, 780 nt
Organism: Pygoscelis adeliae (Adelie penguin)
Lineage: Eukaryota; Metazoa; Chordata; Aves; Sphenisciformes; Spheniscidae
Gene: CLDN2
Product: claudin 2
Exons: 3
Coding region: 1-780 (259 amino acids)
Biological process (GO): calcium-independent cell-cell adhesion; bicellular tight junction assembly
Cellular component (GO): bicellular tight junction; plasma membrane
Molecular function (GO): structural molecule activity
Source: RefSeq, a predicted model, not a curated record